GAGAACCCCAUCAACCUCAGCGCCUCAGUCACGGGGUUGCUGACGGCCGGUACACACCUUGCAAAUCUCAUCAAGCGCUUGACCAACCCGCCGCAUGCCUUAAAAGAGAUCGAAUCAGAGCUCCCUACCCUUCGAAUUAUUAUCUCUGCCCUCGGAAAAUUCGUGGAACGGACCAAGGAUGUCAGCGCUACUCGCGCAAGCCUGAUCCCGCUCCAGGAUGUGAUCGUGAUUUUCACUCAAAUCGUUCUCGUUCAUACGGAGCUUGAAGGAUUCGUCAAGACUCGAUCGAGUAACAGCUCGCUUACUCCACAAACGACAGAAAUCUUUGAUCAAGAUGACUUGGUUGCAGAGCGCCUGUUAAGACAGGUGCAGAGGCACAAACAUUCUCUGUCCCUCGUUCUGGACAUUAUUCGAUGGUAA
Exophiala aquamarina CBS 119918 is the source of this 420-nucleotide messenger RNA. RefSeq lists its product as uncharacterized. The record is from RefSeq and is a predicted model, not a curated record. The annotation marks the transcript as partial. Lineage: Eukaryota; Fungi; Ascomycota; Eurotiomycetes; Chaetothyriales; Herpotrichiellaceae. The transcript has a single exon.